Molecule: messenger RNA, 979 nt
Organism: Syzygium oleosum
Lineage: Eukaryota; Viridiplantae; Streptophyta; Magnoliopsida; Myrtales; Myrtaceae
Product: ethylene-responsive transcription factor ERF022-like
Exons: 2
Coding region: 31-600 (189 amino acids)
Biological process (GO): regulation of DNA-templated transcription
Molecular function (GO): DNA-binding transcription factor activity; DNA binding
Source: RefSeq, a predicted model, not a curated record
ACACGUUCACUCGUUCUUGAGGUCCGACGGAUGAAGAGGAUGCAGGCAGGAGGUGAGCAUUAUCUUGGGGAUGAUGAUAAUGCACCUUGCAGUGCUCGGUACAAGGGCGUCCGACGCCGGAAAUGGGGCAAGUGGGUGUCCGAGAUCCGCGAGCCGGGCAAGAAGACGCGCAUCUGGCUCGGGAGCUACGAGUCGCCGGAGAUGGCCGCCGCGGCCUACGACGUGGCGGCGCUGCACCUGAGGGGGCCGGGGGCCGCCCUGAACUUCCCCGAGCUCGCCGAGGUUCUGCCGAAGCCAGCGAGCUCGAGCGCCGAGGCGGUGCAGCUGGCGGCCCAGGAGGCGGCAUUGAGGUUCAGGAGGGCGGAAGGAGGGGCCGGGGGAGCCAGCGGCAGCGGCACGGGCAGUAGGAGCUCGGCGCCGGUGCGAGUGGGGCUGAGCCCGAGCCAAAUCGAGGCCAUCAACGAGGCGCCGCUGGAUUCGCCGAAGAUGUGGAUGGAGAUGGCCGCGGGCGCUGCCGGAGCCGACCCGACGGUGGUUUGGGAGCUCGGCGACAUGGAGCUGGAUGAGUGGGGAAUGCUGCAACACUCCAUCUGGGAUUAGCAAAUGAGCAAAUUCGAUCUAUCAUAUCCUCGAAACAUGGUGUUAUAUUGAAGUGAUGCGGCAAAGCAAGGGAACAACUCUCAAAACUCCACUCAUGUCUCAUCGAUGGAACCGACCCGUUCAUUAUAUGUGCAAGCCAAGGCCGAUUUCAACUAUCACUUGAUAAGAUGGGUUAAGUUGAUGUUGCCAAUUAUGUGAUAUGUUUAUCGCCUAGAUGCUAAUUUGCAAGCUUGUUGUCGCAUCCAGAGGCUGUUUAGAUGGACUUCCAUAGCUGCUUAUUCAUCUCCAAGGAUGACUCUUUGGCUUCCAAGGAAGGUGCACGGAUUUGGAAGAGUUAAAGAUCAAAUUUCCAUGUGAUUAAAUGCAUUUCCAGUUCCUA